AUGGCGAGACCGACCUCCGGCAGGCAAUCGACCGCCUCCCCCUCCUCCGCGCCGGCGACGGCGACCCGGACCACUACCGUGACCCUCGAGACGGCGUCGUCCAGCCAGCAGCAGGCACAGGUCACGGAUUCCCUGGUGCUGAAACUGAAGCUCCCGAAGAAGAAGGUGUCGUGGAAGGAAGGCACCGUGGAUAACGAGUUCAUGAACAAGAAGAGUUCGAAAAAAUGCUGCAUUUUCCACAAGGAAAAGCCGUUCGACGAGGACGAUUCCGACGACGAGGGCGAUUGCGAUCACAAUCACGAUCACGAUCAUAGUGAAAAAGAUGUUGUUGUUGAUGAAAAUAAACAACAAGGUGGUGAUUGA
Molecule: messenger RNA, 363 nt
Organism: Striga hermonthica
Lineage: Eukaryota; Viridiplantae; Streptophyta; Magnoliopsida; Lamiales; Orobanchaceae
Source: the annotation of a GenBank genome assembly